Molecule: messenger RNA, 771 nt
Organism: Brassicogethes aeneus
Lineage: Eukaryota; Metazoa; Arthropoda; Insecta; Coleoptera; Nitidulidae
Source: the annotation of a GenBank genome assembly
UUAAUUUAACUAUUUACACUUUGAUUUAUUUUCUAGGAUGUUAAUUUAGUGUUAUUAUCAUGAAAAGUCAUAUUUUUACGAAGUUUGAAUAUAAAUCAACACUAUAUAGAUUAAAUAUUUUGUUUUCCAAAGAAAAUAUAGAAAUUUCCGUUUUUGAAUCCCUAAAAGCCUGGAAAGUAAAUAUUGACAAUAAAAUAUUAAAAGAUUUAUCAAUUAAAUAUGACACGAAUAUUACUGAAUAUUACAAGUCUCUAAAACUGAACUUUACAAAACCUCAAAACAACAGUAUAACAUUUGAAAAUAAUAAACUUAUUCUUUUCACCAACACCAAAGACGACCUAAAAAUCAAAGUUUUUGACUGUGAGCUAAACAAAGUAGAUUUUGGUGAGUUCAUUUUAAACCUUUGUGAUAAUUUACAUACUGAAAAGAGUAAAAUGUACGAUGAAGAUGUAGAAUUGGGAAAAAGAUAUAAUGAAUUAUUGAAAAGUAAAAUUGAAUGCACAGAAAAAUUAAAUGAGUUUAUUGAACGCAAAAAUAUCGAUGACGAAAAUUUAUUAAACAAAUUUGGUACAAUUUUAAAUGAAAAAAAGCAGAAAAUACAAUAUCUCACAGAAAUAAUUGAGUCUUUAAGUAAUGGUGCAAAUGAACCUGAUUCAAGUAUUGAGAAAAAGAAAAAUGUAAAAAAAAGAAAGAAAAAUGAAAGUGAUAGUGAUGAUUAAUAUUUUAGUUAUUUUUAAUUAUCACCCUUUUUGUAUACAUUAUUAAUAGGUA